Abrus precatorius (Indian licorice) is the source of this 1705-nucleotide messenger RNA. RefSeq names its product abscisate beta-glucosyltransferase-like. The transcript has a single exon. Gene Ontology annotation, molecular function: UDP-glycosyltransferase activity. Bases 95 to 1519 code for a protein of 474 amino acids. The record is from RefSeq and is a predicted model, not a curated record. Lineage: Eukaryota; Viridiplantae; Streptophyta; Magnoliopsida; Fabales; Fabaceae.
UUCGAAGGAAAAAGGAAUAAAUAGAAGUAGUGAUAGGAUCAACCACUUACAUCUUCCACCUCCUCAUCUCUCACGGUUUCUGAACCAGUUCAACAUGGACUCCAAAACCUGUUCAGUUAAAAUGUUGUUCUUUCCCUUCGUAGGAGGAGGCCAUCAAAUCCCAAUGAUAGACACAGCAAGAGUGUUCGCAUCUCACGGCGCCACAUCAAUCAUUCUAACCACACCCUCACACGCACUCAACUUCCAAAAAUCAAUCACUCGCGACCAACAUUCUGGUCUUCCCAUCACCAUUCACACUCUCUCCGCCGACAUAACCGACACAGACAUGUCUGCUACUCCCAUGAUCGACACCUCCGUUCUCCUCGAACCCCUCAAACAGUUCCUCCUUCAACACCCACCCGAUUGCAUUGUCAUCGACAUGUUCCAUCGUUGGGCUGGUGACAUCGUUGACGAACUCCAAAUCACAAGAAUUGUCUUCACCGGUAACGGGUGCUUCGCUCGCUGUGUCCAUGAAAACAUUAGAAGACACGUGGUGCUUGAGAAUCUGACUUCAGACUUUGACCCCUUUAUUGUUCCUAAUCUUCCUGAUAGAAUCGAAAUGACAAGGUCUCAACUUCCUGUUUUUCUGAGAAAUCCAUCUGAGUUUCCUGACAGGAUGAAGCAAUUAGAGGACAAAAGUUUCGGCACUGUUAUCAACAGCUUCUAUGACUUGGAACCUGCUUAUGCCGAUUACAUCAGAAACGACUUGGGAAAGAAAGCAUGGAUUGUGGGACCCGUGUCACUUUGCAACAGAACCGAAGCUGAUAAAACGGAGAGAGGGAAGGCACCAACCGUCGAUGAGCAAAAAUGCUUGAAUUGGUUGAAUUCUAAGAAACCCAAUUCGGUUCUUUAUGUCAGCUUCGGAAGCUUGGCUCGAUUACCACUGGAACAGCUAAAUGAAAUAGCGUAUGGUCUCGAGGCUUCAGAACAAUCGUUCAUUUGGGUGGUGGGGAAGAUUUCUAAUAGAAGCGAAGAAGAAAACGGAAGCUGGAACUGGCUUCCUGAAGGGUUCGAACAGAGGAUGAAGGAAAGGGAUAAUGGGUUGAUUCUUAGAGGUUGGGCUCCUCAGUUAUUGAUUUUGGAGCAUGCUGCAAUUGGAGGGUUUAUGACUCAUUGUGGAUGGAACUCAACUUUGGAAGGUGUGAGUUCGGGGGUGCCAAUGAUUACGUGGCCUCUUUCGGCUGAGCAGUUUUCAAAUGAGAAGUUGGUUACGAAGGUGUUGGGGAUUGGGGUCCAAGUUGGAAGCAGAGAGUGGGUGUCGUGGAAUACAGAGUGGAAAGAGUUUGUGGGUAGGGAUAAAGUGGAGUUGGCAGUGAAGAAGUUGAUGGUUGAGAGUGAACAGGUAAGGGAAAUGAGAAGGCGAGUCAAAGAUAUUGCUGGUAAAGCUAAAAGAGCUGUUGAGAAAGGUGGAACAUCUUAUGGUGAUGCUGAGUCCUUAAUUCAGGAGCUUAAAGCUCGCAGAUUGGCAAGACAAGUUUAGAUUCGAUAUUAGAUGUAUUGCUAGAGAAAGUUGAUGUUCAUUUUGUUUACGAAAAGUAAUGUUUUUUUAUUCACGCUUAGUACACAUUCAAAAUAACUAGAGAAAGAGUUUUUAUUUGAUAUUUUCCUGUAUCACUUGAAAUUUAAUGGUGGAUUAUAUGCGUUCAAUGGGGGCAUCCUUUUUAAA